Molecule: messenger RNA, 346 nt
Organism: Phycomyces blakesleeanus NRRL 1555(-)
Lineage: Eukaryota; Fungi; Mucoromycota; Mucoromycetes; Mucorales; Phycomycetaceae
Exons: 2
Coding region: 19-225 (68 amino acids)
Biological process (GO): maturation of SSU-rRNA; ribosomal small subunit assembly; translation
Cellular component (GO): ribosome; cytosolic small ribosomal subunit
Molecular function (GO): structural constituent of ribosome
Source: RefSeq, a predicted model, not a curated record
CAUCCUCUAGCGGAAGAUAUGGACACUUCCAAGACCCCCGUUAAGCUCGCUAAAGUUACCAAGGUUCUCGGCCGCACUGGCUCCCGUGGUGGCGUCACCCAGGUCCGUGUCGAGUUCAUGGAUGACACCAACCGUAGCAUCAUCCGUAACGUCAAGGGUCCCGUCCGUGAGAACGACAUCUUGUGCCUCUUGGAAUCCGAGCGCGAAGCCCGUCGUCUCCGUUAAGACCUUUUACAUUAGUGAACAGUUCAAUACUCCGGACUUUCUCUUUUGUUAAACCCAAAAUACAUUUUAAAAACGAAAUAAAAGGCGAGCCUCCAAUAAUGAUGCAGCUUUCUUUCUCUUU